Molecule: messenger RNA, 9076 nt
Organism: Lymnaea stagnalis (great pond snail)
Lineage: Eukaryota; Metazoa; Mollusca; Gastropoda; Lymnaeidae
Source: the annotation of a GenBank genome assembly
GUGUGGAUGGCGGAAUACAGUUGUGUGAUCAGUCGCAUUAGCCUUAAAUGAUAUGGGCGAACAAGUUGAUAGAUGUGUUUGUUUCAUGUGGCUAAGUGUAUCUAGGCGUGGCUAUGCGUUUCUAUGGGUAUCUAGGCGUAGCUAAGUGUAGCUAGACAAAGCUAGAUUUAAGUAGGUUUAGCUUGGUGUAGCUAGGUGGAACUAUGUGUAUCUAGGCGUAGCUAAGUGUUGCUAGACAUAGCUAGAUUUAACGAGGUGUAGCUUGGUGUAGCUAGGUGGAGCUAUGCGUUUCUAUGGGUAUCUAGGCGCAGCUAAGUGUAGCUAGAAAUAGCUAGAUUUAACUAGGUGUAGCUUGGUGUAGCUAGGAGGAGCUAUGCGUUUCUAUGGGUAUCUAGGCGUAGCUAAGUGUAGCUAGACAUAGCUAGAUUUAACUAGGUGUAGCUUGGUGUAGCUAGAUGGAGCAAUGUGUAUCUAGGCGUAGCUGCGCGUCGGUAGGGAAAUGUGCCCCCCCCCCCCCGGAAAGUUAAUCGAUUUUUUUGCCCCCCUCCCCUUUUAGAAAGUUUUCUACGGUUAUCUAUGUUACAGAUAAUUAAAUGUGGCUUAUUUACGACUCUGCAGAAAAUAGAGACAAUUAGAUAUUUAUACAGUAACACUCUUUGAAUGCAUCAAUUUUUUUUUCAAUUAUUGAAGAUCAUAGUAGUAAUCUCUAAAUAAAUUGCUUACAUGUCAAUAUAAUUGUUUCUUUUAAGGAAAAAAUAAAGAAAUUGAUGAAUCUUUGUUUAGGUCAACAGUUCUAUCUUAUCUGUUUGAUAAUUCAUUUACAAAUGUUUUUAAUAUCAGUUUCCUUCAGUUCACGCCAUGGUCAACAAAUCAGCUGUUCCAACGGCCAUUUUGGCUUUAGCCCUUCUUUAUUUUGGUGAGUAAAUGAAACAUACGUUAACCAGAUAAAUAGAGAUUAAAGUUGAAAACAAGAUUUAUAAUUUUUUUUUUUUAAAUGGUUUGGAAAAGCUAUUGAAACUCAAUAAGCUGAUUAAAAGAAAGAGAAAAUAAAUGCAAAAUAUUGUCAAUACAACUGAUACUUUGAUAUUUUUGAGUCACGUAAUAAUCAUCACUUGGCCUUGAACUCUAUUCCCCUUCGGGUUUUGCUCUUUAAGGUUGUAUGGUCCUAAGUUUAACAUUUACAUUUUCUAACUAAUGCCACUUAGUAUUUAAAUGGGAAGAAAAAAAAAUUCCCCAAAUAUCUAAUUUUAAUUUGUUGAGCUCUUUACAAAAUGACGUCAUCAAAAUAGGUUGUAGCGAUGUGGAAACGUUUUCCGUUUGUAAACAACCAAAGCAAUGCACUGGUGUUUCAAUGUUAUCCUAUGUCAUCAGUGGUUAUCUCAACCCGUUGAGCUCAUCUCCAUGUUAUCUGCGUGACACAAACACCGAAGGUCAUUCUGUCUUGUUUACCCUUAAGUACCUGAUAAAAAGUCUCAGUACAAGGUUCGCAGUAUUUAAUGGCUGAUUGCUUUUCUGAAAACAGUUGACAAUGAUUCAAACACUCUUGUAUCUGUUCCUCGCGUAUUUCAGUGACUUAUCCAGGGGUUCCCAUGCUCGGGUGAUCGUAGAGGUGACAGGAAGGUUUUUUUUUUUUGGUAUUUUGUUUUUUUUAACGACACACAUUUGUUUUUAAUUUCCUAUAUAUGUUUCCAUCUAUAUAUAUAUAUAUAUAUAUANUAUAUAUAUAUAUAUAUAUAUGUAUAUAUAUAUAUAUAUAUAUAUACAUAUAUAUAUAUUUAUAUAUUUUUUUAAAAAUCUUCAUUCGCUCUAUAUAAGUAACACAUUUAUUUUUUUCUACAGCGGCCUUAAAAAUAAUUGAAUUCACAACAACAAAAACAAGAAAAGAAAAAUGGAAGUGAUUUUUUCCCCCCUUAUUUAAAUUUCUAAUGCACCCUUACUUUAUGGAGCUGUAAUCAAACAAAACAAUUCGGAGAGGGAGGGGGGGGGUCUAGAAAAUAAAUAUGAUGACGAAAUCUUAACACACCGGCAGUUGAUAUUUAUUUUUAUUCCUCCAAUAGAAAGAGUUUGAAAUUGUGAAUUAUAACUUUAUUUUUUAAUUUAAAAAAAAAUAACAUAAAAAAAAAAAAUCAAAAAAAAUUUGCGUCGAGAAAAACAGGGUUAGAGAGCACAAAGGAGCCGCCAUAGUUUACAGUGGUUUAGGUUCGUCUCGGUCCGCAUAGGUCGGUAUCUUUCACGACUUUACAAUUCAAAUUCACUUCUACUUACCUGAUAUUAAGGCAGUGCAGGCCUGGCCUUUUAGGGUAGCUAGGAGCUUCCAGCUAGAUCAGCGGUUCUCAACCUGUGGGUCGCCUAAGACCAUCAGAAAGCACAUAUUUAUGAAGUAGCAAUGAAAACAAUUUUAUGAUUGGGGGGUUCACCACAAAAUGAGGAACUUUAUUAAAGGUUCGCGGCAUUAGGAAGGUUGAGAACCACGGUGCUUGGCGGAUCCUAGUAAAUAUUGUUUUGUUUUUUGGUUUUGGUUUUUCUGGGGGGGGGGAGGGUGUUGCGGUUAGGAGGGUGCUACCAGAUGUGAGUUAGGAGCACCGACAUGCCCUACAUUUUAGAUACUAUUAUAUAAGAAACAAAGAGUUUUAAGUCGUUAGUUCUUAAGUUUAGCCUAUCACGUUCUGGGAUUUAUUCAAUUUUCUCACUACUUAUAUUUUCUUGUUCCUUUCCCUUAGUGUGAUGUUGUUGUGGCUGUUGCUGUGGUGUUUUUUGUUGUGGUGGUUGUUGUGCUCGGUGUUAUUGUGUGUGUUGUUGUGGUUGUUGCUGUGGUUGUUGUUGUGGUUGCUGUUGUGGUUGUUGGUGUGGUUGUUGUUUUCGUGUGGUUUUUUCCUCUAAAAUUAGUUUCAAUGUCCGAAACAACUUUCUUAAUAAACGUGGCUUCCUACUACCGAGAUCAAAGACAAUGACAUUAAAUCAAUCAAGUAAAAUUCAAAGUAGUACGCCACGUCGAUGAAGCGAUUUCUAUGUCUUCGAUUCUCAGUUAGGUUUGUUUUUUUUAUAUCGUUACCGAAAUGGUGUGACAUUCACGCACUAGGUAAAAUGAACAUAAAUAGCGUCGCACGGGGGAAUAUUCUUCAUUCCCCAAUAAGCAGUCAAGAGUAAUUCAUGAAGGAAUUUAUCAAUUAGCUAUGCACAUCAGAAUUAUGUGCACCGUGUGCGGAAUAAUUUUGUUAGCAUCACAAAAUAAAUUUUACAUAUAUUUAUUUCAACUUGAUAUCGCUCGCCAAACAUUAGCGGCAGCAGUGCGUGAGCUUACCAUCUACUAAAGUUGCUUGACAAAAACGUGAACUCAAAUUACGCACAUUUAAGAAUGCCAAUUUUGCUACACCCCUUUCCCCCCCACCCUCAUUUUUUUCAUUAUUAUAGCAGACCCGCGGUUUAGCAUACGCCGCCAGCUUGUUGGGGUGUGCGCAUGGCUGGCAAACGAGGGUGGUGCAGGAGAGUGGGGUGGUAGAUCAACCGCAGUGCGCUUGUCUCGAGACCAACGAUGGGCAGGCAAGGGAAGGGAGGGGGAGGGUCUUCCUGCGUCUUGCUUGCUCUGGCGUAUCUAUAUAUAGCCUGCGUCGUCGUCUUGCUUCUUGUUUGCCCUAGUUUCGCUCAGGAAUUAUAUAUAUAGAUUUUUUUUUUAUUGUUUAUUUUGAACAUCUGUUUCUGAUCAGCAGCACUGAUGGUGUCAGCAGGGCCCUUGGCGUCAAUGACACGCAGUCACGUGAGCAAGCGCAGCAUCGUACAGCUCUGCGAGGUUCUGGAGGCAACCACGGAUAAGAGCUGCUUAAAGUUCAACAACUACGGAUGCUUUUGUGGAUACGGCAGCGUGGGUAGCAAUCCAGUGGAUGGAGUGGAUAGGUAACCCAUUGACCAGUGACUCCGACUUUAAACUCAACAUUCUGAAAGCAACCAACAUUCCUAAAACUGGAUGGCUAGCGCAGGGGUCAGAAACCUUGUGGAGAAAGUGUGCAAAAGUAGGAUGUCUCAUUCGUUUAGCCUACCAACAAAUCACACGUCUACAUCAUAAGUAACUGUUUAUAGUUGUUCGGGUGUUUUUUUCUCCCGUCUGCCAUUGGAAAAAGUAUACGCGCGCCUAGGCGAUGCAUGACCCCCUGCUCUAGAGCAUAAAAGAUCUUGCUCCUCUACCCGCAAUCAUUUGGUUAAACCCGGACAUUUUGAAUUUCCGAAGUAUUUAUUAUUUUCUUAAAGGAAUUUAAUUCGUCUUAAGUAACAAGCCCUAAACACAAAGUUUUUCGUUUCAAUCUUUUAGAAAAUGAUAUUUCAGGCAAGGGGUAUGGAGCUGAAAAUUUGACAAAACAUGUAUAAAAUUCAUGCAUUUUAUUAGAAUCUCAAUAAGUGGUUCGCCCUCCCCUAAGGCUCUCAAACAAACACUUUUUUCGUGUCACUGAGUUAUAUUCCGUUUUAUCACUGCAGAUCUAUUUCACCAACUAUUUCAGAAAAAAAAAUAAAUAAAAUAAUAUAACGCACACAACAUACUUGAGAGAUUAAAAAAAAAUUUCUUAUUUAGCUCAGAUGUCGGGAAUUUUAUUUCGUGAAAUCUUCUUCAUCAUAUUUCUUUUAUCUCCCCCCUUGAAAAACAGGCAAAACUGAUUUUUGGGGUUUGGGGAGGUUGUGGGGCUGAAAAUUUGAAAGAAUGUGUUGUCAUCGGUAAAGAGUAAAUAUGCCAAAUUUCAGUUCGAUUAGUUGACGGGAAGUGGGUCAAUAAGCUUUAUGAAGAUUUUAUCAUGAACUAACAAAAGCGAAUUUGAUAUAAAGGAUUUAAAACAAGGAGGCCGUGAACUAACCUGGAGAUGACGUCAGCCCAUAUCCAACGGGCAGUUAUGUGUUAGUCUUGAUAAUCUAGGGGCCUCCCCAAAGAUGCACGUGCAUGAAUCCCAAUGAAUGUUAUCGUGUGUCCAUUUCAGAUGCUGCAUGAUUCACGAUCACUGUUACCAUUCACUUCAGUGUCACUGGUUUAGUGACCCACACCUGACCGUGUACUCCGUGAAUUAUACAGACAGAGUGGCUACCUGCCUAGGUAAGAAAAUAUGUUCCUUCUGCAUUAUUACUGAAAGAGUAGCAUUGGUGUUUUGUUUUUUUUUACGGUGUAAGCACCGGUUGCUACCGAGUUGGGCCGGCGCCCUGGUACCAAACUUCGGGCAAGUGUUCCCCCGACCGGACGCGUUUUCGCCGCCACAGGUGCACAGUUGACCCUUGCUCCAGCAGUCUGGUGAAAGGUCGAAUCCAAUCAACAGCUGUCGGGGCAAAAUGAAAUGUCACAGACAGCUGCGUACACGUCACUCCAGGCUGUUGCAGUCUAUGUAUAUUGGAAUGAUUACAUUAAUAUGUAUUUUUAAAAAAUGCUCAUUUGAAUAUAUAUCGUACUUUGAUCAUAGGGUUAAUUACAAAUGUUCAAAAAAGAGUGAGAAAUCAGGCAGAGUCAUACAUCAGUAUACUGUACAUCUUACAAGUGAAAAUCGAGACUGUUAUUGUUAUUCCACCUCUGGUCCAGUUGUUUAUGUAUUUAUUUAUGUUUAUUUUUAUUGAAAACAUUUAAAAGGGCUAAAUAAUUUAUUCGUUGGGGGGGGGGGGCUAAAUUUACCAUUACCAUGUUGACGCCUUGAAAAAUAUUGAUAAUUUUUAUUAUACUGGGGGUGGAUGGUCUACAUCAGGCUUUCUUGGGUCCAAGGCUAUCGUGGGUCCAAGGCUAUCGUGGGUCCAAGGCUAUCGUGGGUUCAAGGCUCUCGUGGGUCCAAGGCUAUCGUGGGUCCAUGGCUCUCGUGGGUCCAAGGCUAUCGUGGGUCCAAGGCUAUCAUGGGUCCAAGGCUCUCGUGGGUCCAAGGCUAUCGUGGGUCCAUGGCUCUCGUGGGUCCAAGGCUAUCGUGGGUCCAAGGCUAUCGUGGGUCCAAGGCUCUCGUGGGUCCAAGGCUAUCGUGGGUCCAAGGCUCUCGUGGGUCCAAGGCUAUCGUGGGUCCAAGGCUAUCGUGGGUCCAAGGCUAUCGUGGGUCCAAGGCUAUCGUGGGUCCAAGGCUCUCGUGGGUCCAAGGCUAUCGUGGGUCCAAGGCUCUCGUGGGUCCAAGGCUAUCGUGGGUCCAAGGCUAUCGUGGGUCCAAGGCUAUCGUGGGUCCAAGGCUAUCGUGGGUCCAAGGCUCUCGUGGGUCCAAGGCUAUCGUGGGUCCAAGGCUCUCGUGGGUCCAAGGCUAUCGUGGGUCCAAGGCUAUCGUGGGUCCAAGGCUAUCGUGGGUCCAAGGCUAUCGUGGGUCCAAGGCUCUCGUGGGUCCAAGGCUAUCGUGGGUCCAAGGCUCUCGUGGGUCCAAGGCUAUCGUGGGUCCAAGGCUAUCGUGGGUCCAAGGCUAUCGUGGGUCCAAGGCUAUCGUGGGUCCAAGGCUCUCGUGGGUCCAAGGCUAUCGUGGGUCCAAGGCUAUCGUGGGUCCAAGGCUAUCGUGGGUCCAAGGCUAUCGUGGGUCCAAGGCUCUCGUGGGUCCAAGGCUCUCGUGGAUCCAAGGCUAUCGUGUGUCCAAGGCUCUCGUGGGUCCAAGACUCUCGUGGGUCCAAGGCUAUCGUGUGUCCAAGGCUAUAGUGGGUCUUGAAGCUUCCAGACUGCUGUGAGAAACUGGUUUACCACUACAUAUGCAAUUUGAUGAGGAAAGUUUAUAACAUUUUUGAGAUGAAAGUUGCGAAUCCUUUGUGGGGACAGAACUACCCAUAUACUAUAUGAUACUGAUUCUUAGUCUUGACGCUUUCCAAAUUCUAGACUCAUUCAAGGGAAUAUUAAAAGGCCAGAAUCUUAUAUCAGGUUGUUUUUUUUUACACCAAUAACAGGACAUUUUGUUUGUUAGGCACAGUGAUGUGUUGUUAGAAGUGUUAAAUUAAAAUCUGGGUUCUCGACACAUUAGUACCUAUAAUAUUAAUAGCAAAAAAGAAAAAAAAAUGGAGAUGAAUGAAACAAAGUUUCUGGAAAACCUGAAAAAAGGAACGCAACAAAACAAUUUAAGGUGAAGCCUUCAUCAGCGAACAAACAACAGUAAAAUCAGAAUUAAAUUCUAAAAAAAAUAGCUGAAAAGUAAUAUCAAAAGAAUUAGAGCAAUUACCGGUUGAAAGAAAACUUUCUGAUCAGUGGUUAAAUAUACAAAUAUUCACGUGCAAUAUUUUUCUCACAGAUUCCCCAACGUUAUGGCCCUGUGCCUACAAGGCUUGUCGCUGCGAUGUCCAGUUCGCUGCAUGUGUAGCUACGGCCAACUACAACGAUUCCUACAGGAGGUACAACAAGGUCAUGUGCCACUAAUGGUUUCAAUGAACAAGUGUGAUUUGUAUCACAAAUAGAGGACACGUUACAGGAAAGGCUUGUUGUUACGGAAACAAUAUAUUAUAGAAGAUUAGACAGACGAUGACACCAAAUGAUGGAUCAUUACUACUAUUUGGGAUAAUUUUUCAUGGACGGAUUCUGUGAAAGCAUAACUUAAUUACCAUAAUUUACGAUGAAAUAACAGACUAAUGUAAUUAUCAUACUUUACGAUUAUUAGCCUGUCAAAAUGAUAUAAUUUUUUUGAUGCAAGCACUUACAUUCUUUUACUUCUGAGUUUAUUCUAAAGGAAAGAAUUUACCUCAAUAAAUAUAAUUCCUUCAAACAAUUGAAAAAUAUGUGCCUAUGAUUCUUCGAACCAUUUCUAUAUUGCCUUUACAUCGCCUUCAUCUUGGAUUUGACCAAACGGGUCUAAAAUAGCUAGACUUUGAACACGCACGUGCAAAAAGUGUUUAAAAUGGAAAAUUCCUAUGCAUAAUUGUAACCGAUUACACUGGUAGCUUGAGAAUUCUACACUGGUGUGCGUGUGUAUAUGUUUACAAAUCUUAAUAAUUAUUAAUUCUGUUGGUCCCGUCCGAAUUUUGCAUGAUGACAAAUACCAUUUAGCCUGUAUUAAUUAUUUAUAUGCAAUAGGAAUGAAUCUAACUGAAUGCUAACUACAAUUAAUUAAUACAAUUUACACAUUAGUUUUUAAUUCUAAACGUUUGUGGAUGUAUUCUUGAUUUCAAUUCUUUUCCAAUAAUACUUUAUUUUUUAAAAAACAAAUUACCAAAUUGUAACAAGGGCUUUAACAAGAAGGCCAAAAUAAUGUUGGUUUUCAACACAGAAAUGUGCGUUGUCAGAAAAAAAAUCAGAUAUGUAGGACCAACGUUCUCAUGACAUUCAAAGGCUUCUCAAAUUAUUACACACCUUGAAACACCUCCUUGGAACGAGUGGUAUUUUAUGCUGCUUUGGAAACAUAAUAUUCUACGUGUAUUUUUAAUGGCUAAUGGAGGAGUACCGUGACAGUAGUGACGUGAUAGUAGUACCCUGAAAGUAGUACGUGACAGUAGUACCGUGACAGUAGUGACGUGACAGUAGUGCCGUGACAGUAGUGCCGUGACAGUAGUACCGUGACAGUAGUGCCAUGACAGUAGUGCCGUGACAGUAGUGACAUGACAGUAGUGACGUGACAGUAGUGCCGUGACAGUAGUGAUAUGACAGUAUUACCGUGACAGUAGUGACAUGACAGUAGGACCAUGACAGUAGUGACAUGACAGUAGUACCGUGACAGUAGUACCGUUCACUAACGAUGCAUUUCUUUUGGGGUCUUUUUAUGUUUCGAUAAAUGCAACCAUACACGUGCUCAAACAUACACACACACACACACACACACACAAACCCCCCCCCACACACACACACUGAAGUAAUGAUGUCGGUAUGAUGACGAGCGAUUGGUCUCCAUGAGACGCCGGUGAAGUGUCUUGCCAGAGAACCAGAUGGUAACUAGAGCCUGAUAUAAAAAUAACUAAUUUUUUGUUUUGUUUAACCAGUCUGAAUAUGUAAUUUCUUUCGCGAAAGUUUUUACAGUGAGCAAUGGAAAGUAACAGAAUAACAGUUGAUCCUUAUAACUAGCGUUAAAAUUAAACAACAAAAAACUAGAGUUGUUUUUUUUCUUCAUAUAAAAGCUUCCGUAACAUUAGAGGUAAUUCUGAGCUAGUGAAACAAGCAUGGACUGAUGAAGACGAAAACGAUUUUUAU